GGGACACAAUGGGGAGAGCAGCGCUGUUGUGACGUCACGUACCUAAACCGGGCAGCCAGGCAGCCGUUGAGUUGAGUCCCGAGCGCGAGACCAGCAGGACUCCAUGAACAGCCCAACUUUUAAUAUAUGCAGGCCGAGCGGACACAGUUUUGUUUGGGUGUUUUUCGUCUUCUGUGUGGAACCAUUACAACCCGCUAAGCAUAGCGUCGCGGCGACUCCUGCAUUUUGCCUUGUUCAGUAGCUAAUCAUUUUUUUUUAUCAAAGAAGAAGAAGAAAAAGCGGUUGUCUCUCAUGUUUCUAGCCUUCCUGCGACUCCUCCACACACAAAAGGCCUCAACUGAGCAAUCGAGCGUGUGACUGCAUGGAUCUGACUGAACAUGAAGAGCCUCAAAGCCAAGUUUAGAAAAACUGAUACCAACGAGUGGAACAAAAAUGACGAGCGGCUCCUUGCUGCAGUGGAGCAUGGCGAGGUGGAGAAGGUCGCGUCUCUCCUCGCUAAGAAAGGUUCCAAUGCUGUGAAACUGGACAAUGAAGGCAAAUCAGCCCUUCAUGUAGCAGCUGCAAUAAGUGUGCUGUUGAUGCCACGGACGGCUCAGGAAGGACUGCUCUGCAUUACGCUGCUGCCAGUGGGAACAUCCAGAUUGUUCAGCUGCUCUGUGAACUCAGAAGUCCAAUCAACCUAAAAGAUGCUGACGGCCUUACUCCCCUGCUAUCGGCAGCCAAACACUGCCACUCAGAAAUCUGCUGCACUCUGCUGGAUUUUGGUGCUGACAUAAACGCUCCUGACAACACCGGCAGGACAGCAUUGAUGGUGGCUGCUGAGUCAAAUGCAGUGUCCGUGGUGGAAGUUUUGGUCCAGCGGGAGGCAGAUCUGUCAGCUGUAGAUUUAGAGGGCCAUGACGUUUUACACUAUGUUAAGCUGUCUGCUAACGCUGAAGCUAGAGCUGCUCUCACAGCUGCACUCAACAGACACCAUGUUUUAAGUGAGAAGUCCCAAAAACAACCUGUUCAAACAGAGGACGGUACAAAGACAGUGUGCCCAAAUAUCAAUUCUCCAAAAACCCCUCAGAGUUUUGAGACAUCUCCUUCACCGCCACCGUCUACCUCCAAAAGUGAAACUUCCAAGAGAUUCAGCUACAAAGAGGACGAGAUCAUAGCUAAGAGAGAGGAAGUAAAGAAGCCGCUUAAGGAGAGCAUCAUGUUGUUGCAGACCAUUAAGGACCUGAAGCAGACCGUGGAGACACUGGCUGCUGCUGAUCUGGAGACCGAGGCUGAGCAAACAGACACCGCAGGGCUAGUUUCUGCUCUACAAGCCGGGAUUAAUGUUGUUUCCUCGGUCGACCAGCAGCUUGAAAACAAACUUAAGAAACUUCUGCUUCUAAAAGGAAAUAAGGAGCUGAAGGAGAACAGCCGUCCCAACAGCAUGGCCUCCAAUUCUUCUCUUCCCUCCACCCAUGAUGAGUUUGAUCCGACGCUACAAGUCCCGCACAGCCAAACGGAAGCAGGAGCCGCCUCUCUGAAACUUGUAGAGGAGGACAGAGACGGAGAGGAGCUCCGGCAGCUGAGGCUGGCUCUGGAGGACGUGAAGAGAGAACUGCUGGAAACCAAGAAGGAAAACCGCUCACUUCAGGAACGAAGGGAGGACAGGCCGGAGAGAGAGGAAGAGUUGAUGAAAAGUUUAGCAGACCUGCAGGCAAAGUUGACUGACACUCAAGAAAAGUACCACCAGGCCAUAGAAGAGCGAGAUUAUCUAAGAGAACACAUAGCAAGGCAAGAAUGUGAGCCGACAGAGAAACGGGAGCUGCAGAAAGAACUGUCUUCCACGCUCGAACAAGAGCUAAAGGAGCUGAAGAAUAAGCUCGUCCAACUAGAGUCACAAAAAGAGAAUGCAAAUCUGCAAAUCAGGGAGCUGCAGGAGGCUUUGGAAAGAACAGAGGAGGAGACGCAGAUGUACAAGGAUAAAGAUAAGAGGGCAGCACAGAUCGAGGAGAUGUACAAAAAAGAGCAAGAGAAGGUCCGGAGACUUCAGGAGGAGCAAAAUGAGGUUCAGGAGCGCCUGAAUGCAGUUACCCAGUACUACAAUGAAAGCAAAAGCGAGCUGAGCGCCGCUCAGAAAGAGCUGGCAGAAGUCCGAGCUAAAAGCAGCACAGCCUUGUCCUCAUCCUCAGCGGAGCAAGUGCAGGUGCUGAGCAGCAAGGUGGAGGAGCUGCAGGCGUUACUCGGCGAGUCUGAGAGGAGGUGCUCAGCCACUCGAGAGGAGCUUGCAGGCCUGAAGCAGGAGGCAGAAGCUCGGGCGCAGCGCUCUGUGGCCCUCGCCGAGCACACACAGGCCGUGUCGUCUCUGGAAGAUGUCAUCAGGGAGUUGCAGAGUCAGCUGGAAACAGUGAGAGAGCAGUUGCACCAAAAGACUGUGCAGGUGGAGGAGCUUCAGAAGAGACUAACUGAACAAGUGGUCACGUCGGAUGACUCGGUCCCCCGCGAGGAGCAUGAAACCAUGCGGGAGCAGCUGAAGAGCGAUGUCAAACACCUGAGGGAGCUGCUGGAGGAAGCACUGAGGAAGCAGGACGAGCUGGCACUCGAGGCCGCUAAUGCAUGGCAGAAGGCACGGGACAGUCAAGCAGAGCUGGAAAUCCGGCAGGAGCUGUUGUCAUCCAGAGAGAAGGAGAACCAGACUCUGACUUCCAAACUGGCUGAGUCCCAGGAUGCUGUGAUGCAGCUCAAAGUGCUGGAACAGAACCACGUCGACUCAGAGAGAGAAAAGAACAAAAAAAUAGAUGACUUAACCCGGAAAGAGCUGAAACUAAAGGACGCUCUGAACAGCCUGUCGCAGCUCUCCUACAGCUCCUGUUCUCCAUCCAAGAGACAACAGCAGAACCAGCAGCUGGAGGCUCUGCAGCAGCAGAUCAAGCAGCUGCAGUAUCAGCUAGCUGAAUCAACAAAGCACCACAAUGAAGUUGUGUCAGUCUACAGGAUGCACCUGCUUUAUGCUGUUCAGGGUCAGAUGGAUGAGGACGUCCAGAAAGCCUUGAAGCAGAUCCUGAUGAUGUGCAAGAUGCCAAGUCAAGCCAAGGAGGCCUGCUAAGACUCUGAGUCAGUGGAGACAGCCAAACACAUUCUGCCUGUGGAUGACCCGUUUACAACCUCACUUCACCGUUUUGACUUUUGUAAAAACAUUUGUCCCCCAUGCGCCUGUCAGCACAGUUACAUUCUGGACAUGAUUUUUAGAAGUUCACGUGGGACUGGAGGUGAAGCGUCAGUCUGAACAUUCACUCUGAAGGAGAAGCAUCAGUCGCUUGACCCGAAGCGUCACUGAUCCUCACUUUCUUUCUCAAGAAUCCAUGUGAGCACGCUCCAGUCGCAGAAUAAAAGCAAAUAUUGAACACAAAAAAAAAAUAAAAAAAAAUGUUGCUAUGGGAACCGCACAUCCACCGCCUGAUCAGUCUCAUCCACGUUCUUAACUUUCAGUAUUACAGCUACACGCGGAAAAGUUCUGAACUCGUGCUGUGUUGUGUUAGUGAAACUUUUUUCUGUUUUUGUGUUGUUAUGAAACGCUAGAAGCCUUUCAAUCAGAAUGUGUCGCAUCUGUUUUCUACAUCUAGACACUUCCCUCUCCAUAUUUCUAUUGAUAUUUUAGACAUUCUUGUAGCUGAACGGUAUUAACAUGUCAUAUUUUCUAUUAUUUUGAAGUCAAAUAACUGUUUUUACAGCAUCGUUUCUAAAGUUGUUUUUCUUUCAUGAUGAGAUGGCUGUGGUAACAAAUACCUAAUGGUAUGCACUUCUCAAUCCUUACAGUUUGGUCUCUGGUUUGAAUUUUCUUUAAAAAAAUCAAACUUUCAGACUCAAACCAAACUGUUUGUCUCGUCCUGUGCCACUUCAUUAAUUUAUUUAGUUUCAACGCCAUGUUUUUUCUGCCGUUUUCUCCUCUUUAGAUGCAGGAAUGUCUUUCAGUUCAUGUUUUUAAAGUGACUUGUGUCUUCUUGAGGCUUCUGCACUGUUGUAACUCCACACUCCUUUGCCUUAGCAAUGUGCUCAGAUCUCCUUUCCGCUCAGCGUGCAUACAAUGCUAACGCGCCGCUUUAAGGGGAGUCGGAUUACAUGAAGCCGUGUCUCGAGCGAGUCACUCAGGGUUAUUUGAACGGCUAGAUCAAAUAUGCUCGACCCUGAUGAGAACUUUGCAUGUCUUUUACUGUUACGGUUGCAGUCGAGUGUCAUAAAUAUCUUCUCGCUUUUACUAAAAAUGUUUUAUACCAGGAAAGGGAAAACUGAGAAACAGCCUUUUUAUUUCGUUGUUUCUUUAGAAACUGUGUUGAAGUGGGAGGAUUCAAGAAAAAAAUGGCAUUUUCACCCACUUUAUUAAAAUUUCAUACUCUGUCUGCA
This is a messenger RNA of Oryzias melastigma (Indian medaka), 4377 nucleotides long. It is a transcript of the gene rai14, whose product is annotated as retinoic acid induced 14. Gene Ontology annotation, molecular function: actin binding. NCBI's taxonomy places the organism in Eukaryota, Metazoa, Chordata, Actinopteri, Beloniformes, Adrianichthyidae. The record is from RefSeq and is a predicted model, not a curated record.